UGCCACUUCCGCUCGACCAUCGGCUGGUAUCUCUUUAGGCAACUAGUUGUUUUCCAUCAUAAACAUUUUUUUAUCAAUAAUUUGCGAAAAUGCUAUUUGUAAGAAAAAAGUCACGUGUGCGACUGACAUUAUCCUGGCUCUUCGAAAUAGCUCCGAGGCCUUGAGACCCUUGCUAAGCAAGAGAAGGGGAGGGAGACUGGGUUUAUCAUAAUUAUAAUGUUUAUACUUUGAUGUUGGAUGUCGUAAACCCACGUGUUUAGGUAAAAGAUUAAAUGACCAAGAAAUGGUUGCAUACUGUUGUAUCUGCAAAGUUGAACAGAGAUCUUUCCAGGAUUCUGAUACAACGUUUCAUAGGUUUCCGAAAAAUGAAAGUUUAAGAUUAAAAUGGUGCGAAGCUAUAAAGAAGAAUGUUUAUAACACAUACGUAUGCAGCAAACAUUUUAAACCAGAAGAUUAUAAAAACUAUGAGGAUCCUAAUUUAAUAAAGAAAAUAUUAAAACCUUCUGCAGUUCCUAGUAUUAUGUUAAGCAAAGAAUUAGAAUUCAUUGAGAAUGCUUCAUCCAGAAAUCUGCCAACAUCUGCAGACAUUUCAACCAAAAACAGCAGCAAUAAAAGCAAACGUCUCGAACUAGAGAAUCAUGAGAACCAGGAAGAUCUCAAUUUAAAGAAAAUAUUAAAAUACCCUGCACUUCCUAAUAUUAUAUUAAAUGAAAAAUUAGAAUCCAUUGAGAAUGCUUCAUCUAGUAAUCUGCCAACACCCACAGACAUUUCAAAUAAAAACAGCAGCAAUAAAAGCAAACAUUUCGGAUCGGAGGAUUACAAGAACCAUGAAAAUCCUAAUUUAAUAAAGAAAAGAUUAAAACCUUCCACAAUUUCUAAUACCAUAGUAAGCAAGGAAUUGGAAUUUACUGAGAAUGAAUCUAGUAUGCUUCCAUCUAUAGAUAUUUCAACUGAAAACAGUAGCAAUAAAAGAAAAACUGAAGAUUGUAGCUCCUUACAACCAGUAAAGAAACAACGAUAUCAAAAUGCUAUUUUAGGAACUGUAAGAAAAACAGAUUUCAUAAAUGAAAGUGCGUGGUUGAGAUUCCAAAAAUAUGUUACUGGAUUAAAAAAGCAACAUAAACUUUCACUGAAUAAAAGUCGAAGGCUUUAUCUUAAACUAAACAAAUUUAAAAAUCUUUUGAAGAAAUUAAGAAGAAAUAACUUACUAUCUUUUAAGGUUUAUAGAUAUUUAGACAAACGCUUAUACAACUGUUAUACUGAUGAAAUGAAGCAAGAAUACCUUAAAGCUUUAUAGAACAAGGAAAAUAGAGAUGGGAAUAAAACGGAAUACACUUAGAUGUGAACUCUCUCGAAUUAAACAAUUUAGAUUAACUCAAGUGUAAUUACAAUGAAGAAAGGACUUAUGGAAAAAUACAAGGAUAUUUAUUAUACAA
Messenger RNA from Solenopsis invicta (red fire ant), 1436 nucleotides. RefSeq lists its product as uncharacterized. Bases 284 to 1297 code for a protein of 337 amino acids. Gene Ontology annotation, molecular function: sequence-specific DNA binding. The transcript has 6 exons. The record is from RefSeq and is a predicted model, not a curated record. Lineage: Eukaryota; Metazoa; Arthropoda; Insecta; Hymenoptera; Formicidae.